Molecule: messenger RNA, 637 nt
Organism: Hymenoscyphus albidus
Lineage: Eukaryota; Fungi; Ascomycota; Leotiomycetes; Helotiales; Helotiaceae
Source: the annotation of a GenBank genome assembly
AUGACACGCCCCAGCAUAAGCCCAAGAAACUUUUUGUAAGAAGGGAUUCGUUACUAACAGAAUAUCCACAGAGCUUUCACAACCCUCACAGCAGACAACCAAUUCGCAGCUCUAGGAUUGAUGCUCCUUGGUUCCCUGGCCAGAUUCCAGACGGUGAUCAAGCAGGUCGCAAACGAGAUUGACCUAGCCCUGGAUUUGGAUCUUGAGAUUCCGGAAACAAAUCACGCCCAAGAAGGAAUCUCCGACUUGGGUCUUUUGCAGGGAAAAGAGGUUGUUGGUGUAGAUGAUGUGGGAGAAGUGGUUUCGAGAGAGGCGUUUGGACCAUUGGGAUUGGAGGGGGGAGAUGAGGGUGAUGAUGUUGAGGGCGAGGAAGAUAGAGAACUCUUGAGACGGAAGGUUGUGAAGGAGAAGAAGAGGAAAGAAGUCGUAGGAGUAGAGGAUGUUGACGGCGAGGGGAAUGAUGAGGUUUCGAAUUUGAAGAAGAAAAAGAAGAAAGGGAUAGAGAGUGGAGAAGAAUCUGUGGGUGUAGUAGGAGAAUCGACGAUGAAGGCAAAGAAACCGAAGAAGAAAAAGAGGAAGGGAGAUGCUUUUGAUGAUUUGUUUGGGGGGCUGAUAUGAAGUAUUGUAUGUAAUAAAU